Peromyscus eremicus (cactus mouse) is the source of this 5058-nucleotide messenger RNA. It is a transcript of the gene Prkab2, whose product is annotated as protein kinase AMP-activated non-catalytic subunit beta 2. Gene Ontology annotation, molecular function: protein kinase binding. Lineage: Eukaryota; Metazoa; Chordata; Mammalia; Rodentia; Cricetidae. Gene Ontology annotation, biological process: signal transduction. The record is from RefSeq and is a predicted model, not a curated record. The coding region runs from base 158 to 1000 and encodes 280 amino acids. Gene Ontology annotation, cellular component: nucleotide-activated protein kinase complex; cytoplasm; nucleus. The transcript has 9 exons.
GUAGCCAUUUUAGGAGGAAACCGGGAUCGUCGGCUUGGGGCGCGGCUUCAAUUUCAAUAACUUUAUUGGUCUCCCUGUACGCCGAACAGCCGGCGUGCGUGUGGCCCCGCGAUCCCGGAGCGCAUCGCCAGAGGUUGCCCCGACUGGAGCUGCAACCAUGGGAAACACCACCAGCGAGCGGGUGUCUGGGGAGCGCCAUGGUGCCAAGGCUGCGCGAGCCGAGGGCGGCGGCCAUGGCCCGGGCAAGGAGCACAAGAUCAUGGUGGGGAGCACCGACGACCCCAGCGUCUUCAGCCUGCCCGACUCCAAGCUCCCCGGGGACAAAGAGUUUGUGCCGUGGCAGCAGGACUUGGAUGAUUCUGUGAAGCCCACCCAGCAGGCCCGGCCCACCGUUAUCCGCUGGUCUGAAGGAGGCAAGGAGGUCUUCAUCUCUGGGUCCUUCAACAAUUGGAGCACCAAGAUUCCACUGAUUAAGAGUCACAACGACUUUGUUGCCAUCCUGGACCUUCCAGAGGGAGAGCACCAGUACAAGUUCUUUGUGGAUGGACAGUGGGUUCAUGACCCAUCAGAGCCUGUGGUUACCAGUCAGCUUGGCACAAUUAAUAAUUUGAUCCAUGUCAAGAAAUCUGAUUUUGAAGUAUUUGAUGCUUUAAAGUUAGAUUCCAUGGAAAGCUCUGAGACAUCGUGUCGAGACCUGUCCAGCUCACCCCCAGGGCCUUAUGGUCAAGAAAUGUAUGUGUUUCGAUCUGAGGAGAGAUUCAAAUCCCCACCCAUCCUGCCCCCUCACCUACUCCAAGUUAUUCUUAACAAGGACACUAAUAUUUCAUGUGACCCAGCCUUACUUCCUGAGCCCAACCAUGUUAUGCUGAACCACCUCUAUGCGCUGUCCAUUAAGAUAGAGAAACUGAGACUCAGAGAAGGUCAGAUGGCCAGACAGUGUGAUGGUUCUCAGUGCAACCCACCGCUACAAGAAGAAGUAUGUCACCACGCUGCUGUAUAAGCCCAUUUGAAGAGGACAUCACUCCUUGCCUCCAAGGAUUCUGGAGAAGCAUCUCCCUUGCCUUUGAACUGACCCGGCCUCCUCUGAGGCUGAAAGGCUGAUUUGUGUUGAGGGUGAUAUGUGUGUCUCAGAGCCUCUGAGUAGGGUGCUCUGCUUUUGCAUUUGAUUGCAGAUGAGAGCUUUAUGAGUUCAUGGAGUUUAUUUUCAGAAAAACAAAACCAUAUAUAUGCAUAUGAGAGGAAAGGUACUGGACGCCUCCGAGCCCAGCUGGAUAGGUUCUCUCUGCCUAGCCAGAGAGAAGUCGCCAGGGCCGGAGUGGGAAGCUGUGGCCGCAUGAAUGAGUAUACCGGAAGCUUCUUUUCCUAAAGUGAAGGAAUAGCAAACUCUUAGGAUCCUUGUCAGGCAGAGGUUCUGCCACUGUACCCUGGUGUCAAAGGGUCAGCCUUGUGCCAGGCUGCUGCCCUCCUUACAGCUGCCCCAUUGCAGGGUGGCUUUCCUUGCAUGGAUUGAUUCUGUAUUCCUACAGUAUGUGACACAGUGUUUUUAUAUGACACGAGAUGCCCCACAAGAAGCCCCCUCAUUUUAUGUCCCCUGUUUAACAGUUUCCCUAGUGCUCAUACAUGACUACUCAGUAAAGUGAAAAACCCCUUUGAAAAGGUGUAUGGGAUUAGACUCACCUUGGAGACGCGAGGUGCCGGGGUCUCCUUUUUAGCCUAGCACGGACCCAACACAAUUUAUUACAGCUUGUUUUAAUGUCUGAAGAAACAAUGGCUCAGUAUUAAGAGAAAUGCAUAUCUUUGUGUGUCGGUUUGGGCCUGUAUACUGGCUGUAUGGCACAUGCUGAUAGGGCUUCUACUGGGCCUGGCCCUGUGUCCAGCUCUUCUUUAUCAGAGCACAUGGUUUGUAGUGUGCAAUUAGGGAAGCUUCCAUCUUUCAUUCCUGAAAGAGUUUUAUGUGCCUACAUUUUUCUUUAAUUUUAAAAAAAAAAAGCAUAUCCAUCAGUUUUAACAGCUACUAAAGAAGCUCAGGCUUUUGACAAAUGGCUCUUAAGGUUUUCUUCUCCAGUCUAGGGAAUUCUACAGUCUUGGGUUAAUAUGGCUAGCCAUGUGUACCUCAUUACCCAAGCGUUACUUAGACGUGAGUUCAUGCAGGCUCAUUAGACGCACAUACUAGAUUUCCCUACCUUUAAAGACGUGUAAGGUGAGGAACUACCCCGGUAUUCAAAACCGUGUACAUUAUUGCUCUUUGCACCAAGUAUUAACAAGAUGUUUUCUUCUUUUGCCUCUUUUAAAUGUGUUUGAUGGUGAAGUGGGUCACUGAUUACCACUGAAUGAAAAGUAUUCAACCCACUCAGGAUUCAAAGAAAAUAUUUUCUCCAAGUAUCUUGACACUUCCGUUUUGCAGAUAAAUGCAAGUCAAGCAUUAAACGUUGUUUAUGGUUGAGAGACUUCUUGUCUGCUAAGAAGAGCCAUCCGCCCUGGGAGGGACCCUUAGGUCAGUGUAGCUACCUCCUGACUUGCCCACACAUGGGCUCAGCAGUCCUCUUUGGAUUCGGAGACCUCUUUGAUCCCAAGUGUGAAGCAGGGAGAUGUGGGGAUGCUUCACAGGAAAUACAGGUUGCUGAAUGCCUUGGUAGGUAACUGGUGGGGUAAGUACUACUUCAGCCGUCCCAAGCCACUGCCCUCCUCCUCCCUUGUGGAGAACCUUUGCCCUCCAGUGGGCUUUCCGGAUAGUGUGCCAUUGUGGAAACUGAGGUCUAACCCACAGCAUAACCAGCUCGGAGGCUCUGCGGUUCUACUGGACAGCUUUUCACUUUCGUUUUGUUUUCCCGGUGCCCAUUUAGAAGUGGGCCAUGGAGUAUUCGGAGUGUUGAUGGUUACGUAGUGGCUUCUGUUGUAUCUGCACUUGUUAACAGAGGAGCUGGAGUCAUCUGUGUGUUUGUGUCUGCAGUUUUCACUCCACACAGGUGUAGCCGUGGAAGGGAGGGAGGCUGUCUUCAGUUUCAGGCUGAGGCUCUGUGGUCAGGUGUGGCUGUGGUGACAGAGGGUUUGGGUGCUGGUGACUUCAGAUCCCUCUCAUCUGGAAAUGACAGUCCCUAGUUCUCAAGUCAUCCCCAGCCAAACUUGAAAUUCUAGCUGCUGUGGAAGGAGUGGGUGAGGGGGGCUGGCUGGUGACUCCAGUGUUGCCUCUGUCCUGCUGGUGCCUGGCCCCGGGGAGCUCUGUGACUGCUUUUCUUUUAGUUUAAGCUACAGUUUGUUUUCUAUACUAAAAGUUUGGUAGAAUUGGAAAUAAGACAAAAACAUUUUAGUCUUUUUAAAAUUUACUUUUUUCCCUUCACCUAUGGGAAUUUUGUAGUCUCAAGUUGGUAGAAUGAAACAGCCCAUAACGAGGGCUACCUCUUGAACACCUGAGAUAUAGAUUGAGGGUUAUGAGGAAAUGGAGUCUGAAUGAGCUGAGGAGUGGUACCAGGAAACUGAAGGAUCAAGUAACUUGAAACUGAAAAUAUCCUCUUUAAAAGAAAAGCAAUUCAAGCCAGACACAACCUGCAUCCUUGGAUUUCAUUGUACAGAAAACUUAGCAGCCUGCAAAAUGUCUUCUCUCGGUCUCCUGUUGCCUCUCUCCUCUCCCUUUCCUCUGAAUUCUGUUUGACUUGGUUUAUCAGUAAGACAAGCUCACCAGGGUCUCAAGUCAAAUGUUGCCUAAAACUUGGGUCUGUGACUUGGACAGUGUGAAGAACUUUCAUAAUAUGGUUAUAUGCUUCCUGCCCGCCUAAACUCGAGUAGGAUUAUCCACUGUCGGCACCCCCCUGAAGGGCACACCUAGCUUCAAGAGCACUAGCCUCUUAAGUGUGAACUACAAAGGAAGAAGCCGCGUUUCUGAGAGGAACCUGACCCACUCGUGUUGGUUUUGGUUUCUUGUAGAUCUGCUGGAUCUUCCAUAAAUCUUUUCCACGGUGUCAGUACUCCAUGCACGCUGCUAAAGGGAAGGGAAGGGAAAGUGGGGGAUGAGGCUUCCAAAUGUGUGACCUCAGAACAAUAUGCACCUGUCCCUGUGUGUGUGUGUGUGUGUGUGUGUGUGUGUGUGUGAGUGUGUGGUAUUCACUCUGUUCUCAGAGACACUUUCGUCUUCACAUUCUUGUGAUUUGGGACAGAAGAGCAGAUAACUAUUUUAUUCCUGUAUUAGGACUUAUCCUCAAAGCCAAGUUCUUGCUGUCUUCUAUCAGGCUACAUGAAUAGGAGCCCCAGCAGGAAUAAGAGUCUUUCGGAACUCUAGGGGUCUAGGCAUCUGUCUGUCCUUUAGUGACAAUCACAGCUGGAGACUGAAGGACUGAUUUCUACAGUGGAUUUAGUGUUUGGGAUAAAAAGCCAAAUCUUUUUUCAAUUAUAGGAAAGAAGAAAAAAAAUCUCAAGUCUGCUCCUUGUAGGAUCUACUCCCUCAAGAAGUCUGAGCUAGACUUUGUCUCAGCUUGUGUUUCUCACUAGUGAUUUCAAGUAAGCAAGCUUCUUUAAAAAUAAAAAGACUCAAUCGUUCUGACACGAGUUGGAAUUGAUUUGAGUUGUGUGUGGGACAGCGCUUUUGGAUUAAGAUUGGUGUGAAAUACUAACUACUAGGAUUUGUAGGUGUCAGAUGACAUAGUCAAGGGACACCUACACUAAGGGUUGUAUCAGAUGUUGACUGUCUUCUGUUCCCCUCUGUAGAGCACCUUCCCCACUUUACCAUUUUAGGACAGCCAGAGAGCAAUGUUCAUUUGUCCUAAAUUCUGUACUGGGUGGCCUAUCUGAGACAUGUUUGAAUUUGACAGAUACUGGUUGUUUACACUAUAGCACUUUUUGUUAUGAAGCAGGGGUGAUUUAAUUUGAAGACAGUUAAAUAUGCAUGAGUCUCUUAAAUGGUGCUGUGGCCUUUGAUGCUGAUACACAAAGCUGCUUCAGUAUUUCACAACUGGACACAAGUUCAUCACUGGACUGUGACAUGCCUGAAAACUGUAUAAUGUAACACAAAAAUGUGGGUUUGUUUUUUCCAUAAAACUGUCUAAUAAAAGCAUUAUACGGCAAUAA